Drosophila sechellia is the source of this 2738-nucleotide messenger RNA. RefSeq names its product cullin 2 (gene Cul2). The transcript is spliced from 9 exons. NCBI's taxonomy places the organism in Eukaryota, Metazoa, Arthropoda, Insecta, Diptera, Drosophilidae. Gene Ontology annotation, cellular component: cullin-RING ubiquitin ligase complex. Gene Ontology annotation, molecular function: ubiquitin protein ligase binding. Bases 163 to 2424 code for a protein of 753 amino acids. Gene Ontology annotation, biological process: ubiquitin-dependent protein catabolic process. The record is from RefSeq and is a predicted model, not a curated record.
AUCGUCUUCGUCUGACAAACCAUUUCACGAUACCAAAAAAAAGUGCAAAAAUAACUAAAAUUCUCGGCGUAAUUAUUUAGUAAAUAGCGUAGUUAAGCAGAAGAAAACACUUCCAAAUCCAUAUCCAGACGGACUAAGGAUUAGGACUAAGACCCAUUUGACAUGUCGCUCAAGCCCAAAAUAGUGGAGUUUGUCGAUGUUUGGCCGCGCCUGCGCUGCAUCGCAGAGUCGGUGAUAACGCUCACCAAAGUGGAGCGCUCGGUGUGGAACACAAGCUUCAGCGACGUUUACACACUGUGCGUGGCGCAGCCGGAACCGAUGGCGGAUCGUCUCUAUGGCGAAACGAAGCACUUUCUCGAGCAGCACGUUCAGGAGAUGCUGGCCAAAAAGGUGCUGAUCGAGGGAGAAUGCUGCCAUUCCAAUGGUGGCCCAGACCUUCUCCAGCGUUACUACACCACCUGGAUGGAAUAUAGUCAGGGUAUCAAGUAUCUGCACCAAUUAUACAUCUACCUGAAUCAGCAACACAUAAAGAAACAAAAGAUUACCGAUACGGAAUCGUUCUACGGUAAUCUGUCAAGCAAUGCUGCGGAGCAGAUGGAGAUUGGCGAGCUAGGUCUGGACAUUUGGCGGCUGUAUAUGAUUGAGUACUUGUCCAGCGAACUGGUACGUCACAUACUCGAGGGCAUUGCCGCAGACAGAGCCAGCAAUGGCACCUUGGAUCACCAUCGCGUGCAAAUUAUCAACGGAGUGAUACACAGCUUCGUGGAGGUACAGGACUAUAAGAAAACAGGCUCGCUUAAGCUCUACCAGGAACUCUUCGAAGGCCCCAUGCUGGAGGCCAGUGGCGCCUACUACACAGACGAGGCUAACAAACUGCUUCAUCGGUGCUCAGUGUCGGAGUACAUGCAGGAGGUUAUCCGGAUACUGGAAUAUGAAAGCCGGAGAGCCCAAAAGUUUUUACACGUCAGUUCCCUGCCAAAACUUCGUAAAGAGUGCGAGGAGAAGUUUAUUAACGAUCGUUUGGGGUUCAUCUACUCGGAGUGCCGCGAAAUGGUUUCAGAGGAGCGACGCCAAGACUUACGCAACAUGUACGUCGUACUAAAGCCCAUACCCGAUAAUCUCAAGUCUGAGCUCAUUACCACCUUCCUCGAUCACAUCAAAAGUGAAGGUCUGCAGACCGUAUCUGCGCUCAAGGGCGAAAACAUCCAUAUUGCUUUCGUAGAGAAUAUGUUAAAGGUACAUCACAAGUACCAAGAGCUGAUCGCAGAUGUUUUCGAAAAUGAUUCUCUAUUCCUGAGCGCAUUAGACAAGGCGUGCGCCAGCGUUAUCAAUCGCCGGCCCACCGAGCGGCAGCCUUGCCGUAGUGCCGAGUAUGUGGCGAAAUACUGUGAUACGCUACUGAAAAAGUCUAAAACCUGCGAAGCAGAGAUCGAUCAAAAGCUUACUAACAACAUAACCAUCUUUAAAUAUAUCGAGGACAAAGAUGUGUAUCAAAAGUUUUAUAGCCGACUGUUAGCCAAGCGCCUAAUCCACGAGCAAAGUCAGAGCAUGGAUGCGGAGGAGGGAAUGAUCAAUCGUUUGAAGCAAGCGUGCGGUUAUGAAUUUACCAAUAAACUUCACCGCAUGUUUACGGAUAUUUCGGUAUCUACUGAUCUGAACAACAAGUUUAAUACUCACCUUAAGGAUAGCAAUGUGGACUUAGGCAUCAACCUUGCCAUUAAGGUACUGCAGGCGGGCGCUUGGCCCUUGGGAUCUACUCAAGUUAUACCAUUUGCAGUGCCACAGGAAUUUGAAAAAUCUAUUAAAAUGUUCGAGGAUUAUUAUCAUAAAUUAUUUAGUGGCCGGAAGUUGACUUGGCUACAUCACAUGUGUCAUGGAGAAUUAAAAUUGAGCCAUUUGAAAAAAUCCUACAUCGUGACUAUGCAAACAUACCAGAUGGCUAUAAUUCUGCUGUUCGAGACUUGUGAUAGUCUGAGUUGUCGGGAGAUCCAGAACACCUUACAGCUAAACGACGAAACGUUUCAAAAGCACAUGCAGCCUAUUAUCGAGUCAAAGCUUUUAAAUGCCAGCUCAGAGAAUCUCGCCGGUGAGACUCGAAUAGAAUUAAAUUUGGAUUACACAAAUAAACGUACAAAGUUUAAAAUAAGUUCGGCUUUGCAAAAAGAAACGCCACAGGAGGUUGAGCACACAAUUAACUCGGUAGAUGAGGACCGAAAACUCUUUCUACAAGCCGCCAUUGUUAGAAUUAUGAAAGCGCGUAAAGUCUUAAAGCACAAUGCGUUAAUACAAGAGGUUCUCUCUUUAUCGAAGGUUAGCUUUACUCCCAACAUAGCAAUGAUCAAGAAAUGCGUGGAGUCAUUAAUUGACAAACAAUAUAUUGAGCGAACGGCGAACUCGGGCGAUGAAUAUAGCUACAUGGCAUAAACUGCGGUACAGAUUUUUUAUUCUUAAGCAAGAACCUUCCCAGACUACAACCUCCCAUACACAGAAGAGAGACGCUAACCAAGCGGCUUAUUUUGUCUAAAAACAACUACCUACAAUGUUAGAAAAAGAAAUCAAAAGGUCAAACAAUUUGAGUUUUGUUAUUUUUAUGAUCAUAGCAUAUUGGUAUGAAAGGUGUGUGGAGAUCGAACGAUGUUAUUGAUACUUUUAAUUUAGUAUAGUUAGUUGCGCCAUUUUGAUUUAAUGCGUGUGUCCUAUUCAAUUGUAGAUAUAUUAUAUUGCUUUUAUGUAUUGUA